Molecule: messenger RNA, 1784 nt
Organism: Pseudopodoces humilis (Tibetan ground-tit)
Lineage: Eukaryota; Metazoa; Chordata; Aves; Passeriformes; Paridae
Gene: TMEFF1
Product: transmembrane protein with EGF like and two follistatin like domains 1
Cellular component (GO): plasma membrane
Molecular function (GO): protein binding
Source: RefSeq, a predicted model, not a curated record
AUGCUGCGGGCCUGCCGCCGCCAUCCCGCUGCCGCCGGCGCUGCUCCUCGGCCGCCCCUCGCCAUGCUGGGAGAGAGCCCGGCCGCCGCCCGGCCGCUCCUGCGGGCGGGACCCCCGCUGGCGCUCUGCUACACCUCGGCCCUCCUGGUGCUCGCCCUCUCCGCGCUGCCCGCCGGCCGCGCCUCUCAUCCCUUGCCCGGCUCAGAGUGCCAGGGCGGCGGCAAGGGGAAAGGCAUCAACUGCUCAGAGUUAAAUGUAAGGGAAUCUGAUGUAAGAGUGUGCGAUGAAUCGUCAUGUAAAUAUGGAGGAGUGUGCAAGGAGGAGGGCGAUGGCUUGAAGUGUGCGUGUCAGUUCCAGUGUCACACAAACUAUAUUCCAGUUUGUGGAUCAAAUGGAGACACUUACCAAAAUGAAUGCUUCCUCAGGAGAGCUGCUUGCAAGCACCAGAAAGAGAUAACAAUGGUAUCAAGAGGACCUUGUUAUUCUGAUAAUGGCUCUGGGUCAGGAGAAGGAGAGUAUGAAGGCUCUGGGACAGAAGUUCAGAGAAAACACUCAAAAUGUGGAGUUUGCAAAUACAGGGCUGAGUGUGAUGAAGAUGCAGAGAAUGUUGGGUGUGUAUGUAACAUAGACUGCAGUGGAUACAGUUUUAAUCCUGUGUGUGCUUCUGAUGGAAGUUCCUAUAACAAUCCGUGCUUUGUCAGAGAGGCAUCAUGUCUGAGGCAAGAGCAGAUUGACAUCAGACACCUUGGGCACUGCUCAGAAACAGAUGACACAAAUGCAGUUGGAAAGAAAGAUGACAGCAUGCAGUAUCGGCCAGAAGUGAAAGAUGCCAGUGAUCAAAGAGAAGACAUUUACAUUGGAAACCACAUACCUUGCUCAGAAAGCUUCAAUGGUUAUUGUAUACAUGGAAAAUGUGAAUUCAUUUAUUCCACUCAGAAGGCUUCUUGCCGGUGUGAAUCAGGAUAUACUGGGCAGCACUGUGAAAAGACAGACUUUAGUAUUCUUUAUGUUGUCCCAAGUAGACAAAAGCUUACGCAUGUCCUUAUUGCAGCAAUAAUUGGAGCUGUACAGAUUGCCAUUAUAGUUGCAAUUGUCAUGUGCAUAACCAGAAAAUGCCCUAAAAACAAUAGAGGACGUCGGCAGAAGCAAAACCUAGGCCAUUUUACUUCAGAUACAUCAUCCAGAAUGGUUUAACUUAGUGCUUUUUAUACCUACAUUGACCAUGUGAUGUACAUUUUUAUUAUAUCUUUUUUUAAAGAAUGAAAAUAUUUAUUUCAGAGGCCUUAUUUUUGAACAUUUUUAGUGUAACAAUGUUGGUCUGUAUUCUGAAAGCAUCAGCUCUAACAGCUAUGGACUGUUUUAGUAUCUUUACUUUUAUGUUUCUGAAUACAGUAGUUCAUUUUCUGUAUCUGUAUCACAUGGUUAUAUAAUAGACUUGUGCUUUAUCCAUGGAAUGUAAUAUUUUUGAGAACACAGAUUUAUUCCAACAAUGGUUGUAGACUUAAAAAAAGCCCCAACAAACCAACAAAAUAAGUCCACAUUACCUAACAAACAAGGCAUGAACUAAAGGUAAAAAUGUUUACAGCUUACUUUUCUUAUGAAGAACUAGAAAACACUGUGUUUAAAUACCGUAGAUAUUUAAAUGUUUUUGGAAGUUAGUAACUGAUUUUUUAGACACUGCCUAUCGCAUGAACUGUGAAGCUGUGUGCUGUGUGUAGUUGUAACAUAUUUAUAAAAUGUGUGGGCUGGGUCUAAGCACUGCCAUCUUCAUAAAUAAUUCCAAC